AUGUGCCAGAUUGCGCAGCAAGAGGGAUUUGGAAAAGACAUUUGGACGCUCACGGUGGAUCAAAUCACAAAUUUCAUCAAGGGCUUCUUCGCUUUUGAGAUUGUCUACUCCGUGACACUCGCAGUCAUCAAAGCUUCGAUACUAUUCCUCUACCUGCGCAUUUUCGGGGCACUCACCGAGACUUUCCGCCGAAUCUUAUGGGCGACGCACAUCUUCAAUGUCAUUGUAUGCGUCACAUUUGUCAUUGUCAACUUGAACCAAUGCAAGCCUCUCAGCUAUUUCUGGUUCGGAUGGGAUGGUAGACAUCCUGGUCAGUGCAUUGACCUGUCUGCCAUGGCCCUCUCUCAUGCGGCCAUCAAUAUCGCUCUCGAUCUCUGGAUGCUGGUCUUGCCAGCGACACAAAUCUACAAGCUCAACCUGCAGAAAAGGCAGAAAGCUGGCAUCAUGUCCAUGUUUGGUGUGGGCAUCUUCAUCACCAUCGUCAGUGCUGUUCGCCUGCGCAGUGUAGCGCAAUUCAAUAAAUCAUGGAAUCCAACUUACGACUUCUUUGGCUUGGCACUUUGGUCUCACAUCGAGCUUUGCGUUGGAACAAUCGUAGCAUGCAUGCCAGCAGCUCGAGCCCUCGUCCGACGACUCUUCCCCGAACUCCUCUACGUCACCAAUAUCUCCACGAAUAGAACUUCCACUAGAGCUUCCGGCAACGUCAAGAUUGUAUCUCAGGACAUCGCGACCAUUGCUACGGAUGAUCUCCCCGAGAGUUCGACAGCGAAUUCUACGAAGAAGGACUCGCUCGCUACCCUGACGCCCGACAGGGUCCCGCUGAGACGACUGACUACGAGCGAUAGCUUGCUGCAAAUCUCUCUCAGCGAUCGUGAUCGCUCGUUAUACGGAGACUCACAGAAAGGAAGCAAACUCAGUGACUGGUAA
Molecule: messenger RNA, 927 nt
Organism: Colletotrichum fioriniae
Lineage: Eukaryota; Fungi; Ascomycota; Sordariomycetes; Glomerellales; Glomerellaceae
Source: RefSeq, a predicted model, not a curated record